UCGGGGACCAAUGGCAAGAUUCGUGCUGCUACCGAACGACGACGGAUCGGUCCGCCGGACGGUGUUACGUUGUCCGGAGUACGCGUUUAACGAUAACAAAUCGAAAGUUUUUCACUAGGCCAUAGGUAAAAAAGUUCCUCUGUCCACCGUGAAGCCCAAAGAUUUCCUUUGGUCUCCGUCUAACACCGGUACUACUUACCACCGCCGUCCGACCGACGACGAAUCUUCACCAUGGCUCACAGGAUAUUCCACAAGAUCAACAACAUUUCACAGUAUCUGGCGCGUUCCUACAGCUCGGAAGUACGAAAAGUGACGCUGAUCCCUGGAGAUGGAAUCGGUCCUGAAAUUUCGGCCGCUGUACAAAAAAUUUUCGAAGCUGCCCGAACUCCUAUUGAAUGGGAUGUUGUUGAUGUUACUCCUGUAAGAGCUCCAGAUGGUACAAUGAAAAUACCAUCCAAAGCUAUUGAAUCUGUAAAUACAAAUAAAAUUGGCCUUAAAGGACCUCUUAUGACACCCGUUGGUAAAGGUCAUCGUUCAUUGAACUUGGCACUUCGAAAAGAAUUCAAUUUAUAUGCCAAUGUAAGGCCUUGUCGUUCACUUGAAGGUUAUCCUACCUUAUAUGAAAAUGUAGAUGUAGUAACAAUUCGUGAAAAUACUGAAGGAGAAUACUCGGGUAUUGAACAUGAAAUUGUUGAAGGAGUUGUACAAUCCAUCAAAUUGAUCACCGAAGAAGCUUCAACUAGAGUAGCUGAAUUUGCUUUCAAAUAUGCAGUUGAAAAUAAACGAUCUAAGGUCACUGCUGUACAUAAGGCUAACAUUAUGAGAAUGUCUGACGGUUUGUUCUUAAGAUGUUGUCGUAAAGCUUCUUCCAAAUACCCACAGAUUAAGUUUGAAGAAAAAUACUUAGACACCGUGUGUUUAACUAUGGUUCAAGACCCCAGUCAUUAUGAUGUUUUAGUCAUGCCUAAUUUGUACGGUGAUAUAUUGUCUGAUAUGUGUGCUGGAUUAGUUGGUGGUUUAGGUUUGACACCUAGUGGAAACAUUGGCAGUAAUGGUGCUCUAUUCGAAUCUGUUCACGGAACUGCUCCAGACAUAGCAGGAAAAGACUUGGCCAAUCCCACUGCUCUACUUUUGUCUGCUGUUAUGAUGUUGCGACAUAUGGAACUUAACUCUCAGGCUGAUAUUAUUCAGAAGGCUUGUUUUGAUACCAUCAAAGAAGGCAAAUAUAGAACUGGUGACUUGGGUGGAAAAGCCAAGUGUUCAGAGUUUACUGAUGAAAUCUGCCGUAAAGUCGAAGAAUGUUCUUAACUUCGUAGAAAGAAAUUAUUGGUCCAUUAAUUUAAAUUAUUGUACUUUUGUAUAUUAUUUAUUUUGUGCAAAUUCUAGGCCCAUACAGAUUAGCAAUAACCCCUCGAGUUUUUCGUGUUUGUUCCUUUCUAUUUAAUUUAAUUUUUAUAAAAACAAUAUUUUAUCCAGACAUUGAAAUAUCCAGACUACUUGAAGUACAAUUUAAAUGAUUAUUUAGUACAGUCAUUGAUUCUGUGAUAAGUAUUUAGGUAAUUUAUUAAGAAAAAUAAAUCAUGAGAAACAUUUUGUCAUUGCUAUCCAUUUCAUUUGUACCUAUCAUUUUAUUUAUUUUUUUCAUUUUCAAAUUCAUAACUAUCACCCAUGACUCGAUGUACUAUUAACAAUAAAUCAAUUACUUAAUUAUGACAA
Molecule: messenger RNA, 1716 nt
Organism: Sipha flava (yellow sugarcane aphid)
Lineage: Eukaryota; Metazoa; Arthropoda; Insecta; Hemiptera; Aphididae
Gene: Idh3a
Product: probable isocitrate dehydrogenase [NAD] subunit alpha, mitochondrial
Exons: 7
Coding region: 232-1308 (358 amino acids)
Biological process (GO): tricarboxylic acid cycle; isocitrate metabolic process
Cellular component (GO): mitochondrion
Molecular function (GO): magnesium ion binding; NAD binding; isocitrate dehydrogenase (NAD+) activity
Source: RefSeq, a predicted model, not a curated record